Nasonia vitripennis (jewel wasp) is the source of this 3219-nucleotide messenger RNA. Its product is annotated as putative thiamine transporter SLC35F3. The transcript is spliced from 9 exons. NCBI's taxonomy places the organism in Eukaryota, Metazoa, Arthropoda, Insecta, Hymenoptera, Pteromalidae. The coding region runs from base 1179 to 2717 and encodes 512 amino acids. The record is from RefSeq and is a predicted model, not a curated record.
GCUUGAUGUUUCUCAGAAAUCUUCUCGUUGAUAGGUUCGGGUCGAACAAGAUCUAAUUGUGUGUGAAUGUUUCGUUUUAAAAAUGAUAAAGCAGGUGGUUGUCCUGUAGUUAAAUGAGAAGCUUUUCUAUAUUUUCUCUAGAACUCAUUCAAGUUCCGUUGCAACGAACCUUGUGUUAUAUCCAUUUUAAGUAAGGCUCUUUUUGUUGGACCCACGCAUUUUCUGCUUGACCAUUUGUCGAAGGGAGACAAUGAGCAGUAAGUUUGUGAUAUUUCACUCCACUUUUGUGGGCGUGGGUUCGAAUCCCACUUCUGACACCAAAAUAUUGUGUAUGUCUAGAGUAAAUUUGAAGAAAGUGCAAAGAUGUUUACUCAAAGAUAGGUUUAUUUAGAAUGACAGUUACUAUUUACAAUCAAUAAUAAGAAGUUGCAUGAAAAAAAAUAGAACUUAAAAAGAACGUUAAUUGAAAUAUACUACAAUAAGAUUAAUGUUUUUAAUAAAUAUAUAUAGUGUAUAAUUAUAAGUUUUUAAUAAGGAUGUAUAACUGUUUAGAGCAUUUGUAAAUAAGCUAUAUAAACACUUAAUUUAAAAUAAUGAACUUAUCUGUAUAAGUCUAUAAUAAAAAUGCGUACUUGGGGAGUAUUCUAGCGUAUAAAAUUCAACUUACUCAACCUUACUCAAAUAAAGUACAAGUAACAAAAAAAUAUAAUACAAAUAAAAUUCAAGCAAGUACACUUAAUAAAUCUUUUUUUUUUCUAAUAUUAUAUAAGACAAAGAUGUUUAAACUAUUUAAUCUUGAAAUGUAAAUGAUGCAAAUUCACAUUUAUAGUUCAGGCGCAUGCGCGAUAAUAAUUUGUCUGAAGCCCUAUACUAAUCAAUGAUACGUAAAUACAAGUUAUAAUAUAGAAUAACAAAUAUAAAAAUAACAAAUCUGUAAACAAAUUGUUUACUUUGCUCGACGGAUAAAUGACGUAUAGAUAACGCGGAUAAAUGAGCCAUAAAAAAGCAAUUGAUUAUAGACAUGUCUUUUAAAAAAAAGUAACAUCGCAACAUUGAGAUUUGUUUUUUAAAUAACCUAAAACCAAAACAAUAUAAAGGGAAUAAGAAAAAUAAAAAUCGUAUUUAAUAACAUAUUUGAUGAAAUAAAUAAUUUUAUUCAUUAAUUUCUUAAUAUUAUAAUGAAAAAUUCAAAUCCAAUAGAAGUGCCAACUAUUUUUCAGCCACGAAAGUGUCGAUCUCAUGUAUUUUCACCUAGCGAAGAACAGUCAAUUAGUGAACAACUCACUAAUUCACAAAAAAUUGAUAUUACAGAUGAUAUACAUCAUUCCGGUACCAUAGACUGCAAUGACUCUUCAAAUACCUAUAGAACAGAUCAAAGUAACAAUCAUAGAGAAAGCACAGGGAGUAAUGCAAUAAGUGUGGGAGUAGUUAGUUGUGGAAUUAAUCUAACCCAACAACAACAAGUAUGUCAAUUAAGAUUACACAAUAGUAAUUCUUAUACAAAUCAAGGAUCUCUUUCAACUUUUUAUGAAUCUUGUUGCGCUACAUCAGCAAAAAAGAUUUACUUUGGUAUAUGUGUUACGAUUUGUGUAACUGCCAGUUGGGUCGGUGCCACACACUGUAUCAAGUUUCUUUAUUUUCAAAAAGAUCAUGCAGUUGCUAAUUUAACAAUAAGUUUAAAUUUAUCACAUCCAGACAAUCGGAAUAAACAGCGUAUAAUAUCAUACAAUGCUCCGUUUUUUACAACAUGGUUUUGCACUAACUGGACGAUUCUUUACUUUCCUGUAUAUUUCACAAUUCAGUCAAUUAAAUCGAAAUGUAUAACGCCAUCAAAUGUAAUAAACGAAAGUUUAAGAGGAUUCAGAGAUAAAGGUUUAACAGGAGGACGAUUUUUAACACGUUGUAGCUUAUUUUGUGGAUUAUGGGUUUCAACAAACUAUAUGUAUAUCCAUUCUCUUCGAAUACUUCUUGCAACAGAUGUAAUGACACUGUUUGCAACUAACGUAGCCUGCGUUUAUCUGCUGUCAUGGGUUAUUCUUCAUGAGCAAUUUGUUGGCGUACGGAUUGUAGCUGUCAUAUUGUGCGAUACUGGUAUAGCUUUAUUAGCAUACAUGGAUGGUAUAACUGGUAGUCCGACUCUAGGUGGUGUUGUACUAGCUGCUUCAGCAGCUGCCGGAUCCGCCGUGUACAAGGUCCUUUUUAGAAAAGUCGUUGGCGAUACAACAUUUGGGCAAAUCUCUCUUUUCUUUACAGUAAUCGGUAUUUGCAAUGCGAUUUUUUUGUGGCCAGUGUGCCUAGUCCUCUACUUUUCAGGAGUAGAAUAUAUUAUUUGGGAACAAUUUCCUUGGAUAGUUUUAAUGACAGCAAGUAUCUUACAUUUAGCUGCUAAUAUGCUGGGAAAUUUUAGCGUAGCUGUGACGUACAAUCUUUUUAUAACACUGGGAUUAAUAACAGCUGUUCCAGUCUCAGCAGCUCUAGACGUAAUUCUUUACGGAGCAAAUUUUGUUGGAAUGAAGCUAGCAGGUAUGAUAUUAAUCGCUACUGGAUUUUUCCUAGUGAUGUUUCCCAAUAACUGGCCUGAUUAUUUUACUCGUCUACUGAGGUGGAGUCGUAGACAUAGACACGGAAUCUCUGGCAAUGCAUCUCGAGACAUUAUUGAUUACCGUACUGGAUACAUAAAAUCUCAUCUGCGUUCACCGUCUGGUCGAGUUCGAUGAUAGUUUUAAGUUUCUUUUGUUGUUCUUAGAGAAUAUUGGAUGAUAAAAAUAAUUAUAAGAGUUUACACAAAACAAGUUUUUUAGAUCUUUGAUAAAAUACAAUUAUAUUUUUGUUGUUAAUCAUUAGUUAAAAAAAAAUAUUUUAAUGUAUCACAAAUUUCUUUAAAGCAAGCUCAAUUACACCGAUUUUUUACCGUUUACUUAUCAUUGCUAUAUACAUAAUGAAAAUAUAUUAAAACAAUUGUUUUUUUUUAACGACUUUUUACCAGGAAAUGUUCUAGUUUUCAAAUUUUUACUUAAGCUUAAGAAGAAAUUUUGUUAAAAAUACUGUAUCUUACAAUUUCUGAAAUAUUCGUACAAAAAAUUUUGCCUAGUAUACGACUUCCCACUCUUGCUAUUUGACAAAUGCUUAAUUUACCGAAUACAUAUCUUGUUCAUUAUUUCUAGAAUAGAACUGUUUUUUUAACAUAAAUACAUUUUUUCCAUAACUAAUAUUACUUUA